Molecule: messenger RNA, 1085 nt
Organism: Aureococcus anophagefferens
Lineage: Eukaryota; Pelagophyceae; Pelagomonadales; Pelagomonadaceae
Exons: 2
Source: RefSeq, a predicted model, not a curated record
CUCGCCGACUUCGACGCCGGCUGGUGCGGCAUCGACGACGACUGCGAGGAUUCGACGUCGUGGUUCAUCAACGACAACCCCUCGAAGGACUGCGCGCUCGUCGCCAAGAACCCGGACGGCCGCUGCGACAAGACGAACGGCGACGGCGUCGAGGGCUGGGACGCCUGCCCCGUCUCCUGCGGCACGUGCGACGCGACGCCCGCGCCGACGUCGUGGUGCCAGGACAGCGGCUCCUGGCACAUGGCGGGCAGCCCGCACAAGGACUGCGACUACGUCAUGAAAAACCCCGACUCCAGAUGCAAGAAGAAGGACGACCACGACGUCAAGGCGAAGCACGCGUGCCACGCGAGCUGCGACACGUGCGACCUCCUCGAGGACGAGGACGAGGACGAGGACGACGACCCGGACUGCCAGGACUCGACGACCUGGUACCGCAACCACCCGUCCAAGGACUGCGACCACGUCGCCAAGAGCCCGGACACGCGCUGCGCCAAGGACAACGACGACGGCGUCUUCGCGUCGGUGGCCUGCCCGAAAGCGUGCGGCACGUGCGACGAGACGCCCGCGCCGACGGGGAGCUGCCAGGACAGCGGCUCCUGGUACAUGGCGGGCAGCCCGCACAAGGACUGCGACUACGUCAUGAAGAACAUGGACAGCCGCUGCAAGAAGAAGGACGACCACGACGUCAAGGCGAAGCACGCGUGCCCCGUGAGCUGCGACACGUGCGACCUCGUCGAGGACGAGGACGAGGACGAGGACGAGGACGACGGCCACGACCACGGCGACGACCCGGACUGCCAGGACUCGACGACCUGGUACCGCAACCACCCGUCCAAGGACUGCGACCACGUCGCCAAGAACCCGGACACGCGCUGCGCCAAGGACAACGACGACGGCGUCCUCGCGUCGGUGGCCUGCCCGGCCGCGUGCGACAUGUGCGACGCGACGCCUGCGCCGACGUCGAGCUGCCGGGACAGCGGCUCCUGGUACAUGGCGGGCACUGGCAGCCCGCACAAGGACUGCGACUACGUCAUGAAAAACCCCGACUCCAGAUGCAAGAAGAAGGACGACCACGGCGUGAAAGC